Molecule: messenger RNA, 2792 nt
Organism: Vollenhovia emeryi
Lineage: Eukaryota; Metazoa; Arthropoda; Insecta; Hymenoptera; Formicidae
Gene: jing
Product: zinc finger protein jing homolog
Exons: 9
Coding region: 475-1929 (484 amino acids)
Biological process (GO): regulation of transcription by RNA polymerase II
Cellular component (GO): ESC/E(Z) complex
Source: RefSeq, a predicted model, not a curated record
AUCCUCGAGGCAGCGGCCGCUCGCCGCCGCUCGGUUGCGUCGGCCGCAACCCGUGGAGUCGCGGUGUCUUGCGGAGAAUGCAGCAGCAGUGGCACCAGCGAUAUCACAGAGCCGGGCUCGCCGUGCAGCACCAGCAGCGACGAGGGGGUAGCAGCGAUACGCGGCACGUCCGCCAGCCCGCUGCCGUCUUUACCCAAGCUGGCGCCGUCGUUGCAGCCCAGGCCCCAAUGGCCCUGGACCCCACCGUUGGCAGCGACCGCCUACUCCACCGUCGCGUACAAGAGGCUGAGGGGCGAACCGGAGGCUGGCGCCCUUCCGCGCUCCGGCGCCGCUGAUCCCACCUCCAGGGGGGUCGUCAAGGGGAGCGGAAAGACCACGGGCGGCCAGCAUCACCACGAGUCCCAGGGCAAGAUCACGGAGUACUUCAAGACGCAGAUUAAGCCGCAACAGCCGAAGACAAAGAAGACGAACGAAAUGGUGCUAGUAGCGAAGAGCUCGUCGGAAUUUCGGAGGCCACCUAUGGUGCAGAGGAACAAGGGCGGCCUGGCUAAGUACUUGGGCACCGUGUCGUCCAACACAAACCGUAGUACAAUGACCAACGAGCCUUGGGAAGUGAGAACGUUGACGUCAUCGAACAUCACGAAUAAGGUACCGGUAGUCAUCGUGCCAAGGGCCAACGGCAAGAUAGACAAGAAGCUGCCGAAAUCGCUGCCAACUCUGCCAAUCUCCAACGACGUACUGAAAACUCUGCCCAAGAUCUCAUCUCUUAGAUUAACUUCGGACGCGAGUAUUAAUUCGACCAAGGGCAGCUCCCCGCCCGCUACUGCCGCCUCGUCACUGCUGAGCGAAUCGUUGGACUUUAAGGCAAUCUUGGCGAAGCCGCACGUGAAUGAGAACAACAAUCUGACGAACAGCUGUGGAGGUAUCCUGGGUGCGUUAAGAUCGCAAAGCGGUCAUGACUCCCCCAUUUCGAGGCUCUCUUCGUCGUCGAAAGAGGACAGCAAGGAUGAAGAUGCGCAAUCGGCGCCAAUCGAUGAAGAUGACGUAGAUGAGGAGGACUCCCGAGGCAGCGAAUCGAAACCGUCGCCUAUCCUCUCGGCACCUACUACCAUCCGGUUCCCGGCACGAGCGCCCGAGAAGGACAGAUCGCAGGCUACUGACAGCGGGAUUUGUCGCUGGGAUAAGUGCGAAGCCAGCUUCGAAUCCAUGGGUGGUCUUUUAGAACAUCUACAGGCUGCGCACAUCAAUACGCAAACCGGCGGCGACAAUUUCGUCUGUCAUUGGCAGGGAUGCAAGGUGCAAGGUAGGACCUCGUGUUCCCGACGUUGGUUGGAAAGACACGUUGUGUCUCACGGCGGUAACAAACCUUUUCGAUGCAUUGUCGACGGUUGCGGUUGCAGAUUUAGCUCUCAGACCGCCCUCGAGAGACACGUGAACGGUCACUUCAAUCAACCGGAAACGAGUAAUAGUAAUGGGAGACGUAGUUGCGAGAACGGUGGCAAGCUCGUUAGAAGGAAUGGCAAGAAGCUUAGAUAUAGGCGGCAACCUUGGUCUGCGAGACUUUUUGAUUACUUCGACUCGGGAAUAAUGGAGGGUCUCCAGCACAGGCUACUGGAACUAGCAACAUCGAGGACGCAAGGGCGACUAGCUGAAACGCCAGGAAACUCGAUGGCACUAACUAGUCAAGUUUUAGCGAGAAGAGUCGAAAUGGAUGGGAAGAGGAAGGUAUUGCUGCGGUGGCAUCCUCCAGAUAUAGAACCGGACGAAUGGGUAUUAGAAUCUGAAGUACAAAGUACGAAACACGUAGGUAUUCGUGAAGUGGCUGCUAGUAACCCGGAACAAGUGAGUUUGGCUCUCUAUCCCGCGAUAAGCGGUCUCACGCCGACGGCACGAACGAAGCAGCGCCGGAAGCCAGUAAAGAACUCGUGAUAAUGCCGGACGAUUGGCCGGAUACCAGAACUGACCUAAUGAGUGCCGACACCUGAACCAAGAAGAAGCAUAUAGAGUGCUGCCUCUGUGCACGACACGGUCUACAACGCUUCCUGGUCGGUGGAGACAAAGGCCAUGAUGGUGCGACCUGAAAUACCCGGACGUAUCGAAAGAGAUGAAAACCGCUUUAGAAGAUAACUUAUCUAAAGAUGAACGACCAAUCCUUGUAGAUUGAUUAGGGAAUAAGAAUCGCAAUGUUGAAGGAAAUCAAGAGAUAAAUUCAAGAUGAAUCGAGGAGCGGACAGUAGCGAUAAGAACAAGGGACACAGCUGGACGAUAAACAACGGGAAACGAUCAUCCGUCCUCCGUUUUUUUUGGGGACGAGAACAUUGCUCAGCAAUGAACUUCUUCGUCGUUAUUCAUCGAUGGAUACAUCUAUUAAUCGCGCUAAUUCUACGCGGAUCCUUGCCACGAGUACCUCGCAUACUUCGACCCUCGUCGGCUUCGGAAGCGCUAAGUCUGGGCCUCGAAAGUGCCUCACCGUGGAUACGUUUUGUACCGUCUUCUACUGCCGAUCACGAUCCUAGAGACAGACGCGUGGUGGAAAUGGUAGUAAUGGUAGACAAAGACAAAAUGCGAAAAAAAAGAAAGCAGUAAAGAGGAGCUUUUGCGUAUUUGGUUUUGCCAAAGGAAACAGAGGGAGAGAGAGAGAGAAGAGAGCACAGACAAAAUAUUUAAGCGGUAGUUAACAAUUUAUAAGGAGAUAAUCACUCUGGUGGCCUUAGGAUUCAAUUAAUAUCUAACAUCGGCCCCUUGGCACUUCCGGGAACUGAUGGUAUCUUUGCAAUUUCCGACGAUGCCUC